CCUCUCUCCCUCCUCCUCUCUCCCUCCUCCUCUCUCCCUCCUCCUCUCUCCACAUUCAGGCUCUUUUACCUCCACUCGGCACACUGAGGUUUUUCCAGCUCGUCAUCACCACCUUCCUCUGGAGCCAUGUCGUGGUUUUACCGGCUGACCCUGGGGCUCCUGCUGCUCCACCUGGCUGCCGCUCACGUCUUCCUGGACAACAAGGCGGCCAAUCAGGUUCUGACCCGAUGGAGACGAGCCAACAGCUUUCUUGAGGAGCUGAAACAAGGCAACAUGGAGAGAGAGUGUGCGGAGGAGCACUGCAGCUGGGAGGAGGCGCGAGAAAUCUUUGAAGACACAGAGAAAACGAAUGAAUUCUGGGCCAUAUACAAAGAUGGCGACGCAUGUGGGUCAUUGCCCUGUGCUCAUGGAGGACAUUGCAAAGACGGAGUCGGCAGUUACACCUGCUUCUGUCAGGUCGGGUACCAGGGCUUCAACUGUGAGAUCGUGAUUCCUGAACUCUGCGAGUCCAAAAAUGGCGGCUGCGAACAUUUCUGCAACGUGGUCAGAGGAAACGUUCAGUGCUCCUGUGCUGACGGAUACUUCCUGGCAUCAGACGAUAAAUCCUGCCACUCCAACCAGACUUUCAAGUGUGGCAGCGUCAUCAGCGCAGACACCCGGACUGUCUUCAGGUACGUGCGACAGAACGUAACAGCGGAGAACUCGACUGGGUGGAACACAACCGACCUGAACACCAACUCGGUCCAGCAGAAGUUAGACUCGUCUUCUUUUGGAAACAGCACCCUCCAAACUAUGCCAGAAAACGCAGUUUAUGAGGAACUGAUCAAUGCUGAAAUGGCACGUAUGACCCGUAUCGUCGGCGGAGAGGACUGUCCACCAGGAGAAUGUCCGUGGCAGGCUCUUCUCCUGAACGAGGACGACGUCGGGUUCUGCGGAGGGACGAUUCUCAACGAGUACAUCAUCCUGACUGCUGCCCACUGCAUGAACCAAUCACGCUACAUCUACAUCAAGCUUGGUGAGUUUGACACGUUGGUGGAUGAUGGUAACGAAGCUACGCACUAUGUGGAAACUAUAAUCACCCACUUUAAGUACAAACCAGACACGUACCACAACGACAUUGCUCUCAUCAAAUUAACCAAACCCAUCAAGUUCUCCAGGUUCAUCCUGCCGGCCUGUUUACCAGAGCAAGACUUCGCUGAGAAGGUCCUGAUGCGGCAGCCUGACGGCGUGGUCAGUGGUUUUGGACGCCUUGGCGAAGGUCGGCUGGCGUCCACCAUCUUGCAGCGCCUCUCGUUACCCUUCGUGGAUCGGCUCACCUGCAUCGAAUCAACCCAAUUCCGUAUCUCCGCCCGCAUGUUCUGUGCCGGCUACCACUCAACACCCAAAGACUCCUGUCAAGGUGACAGUGGCGGACCGCACGUCACCCGCUACCGCGACACAGUCUUUGUCACCGGCAUUGUGAGCUGGGGUGAAGGCUGCGCACGCAAAGGGAAAUACGGCGUCUACACGCAGGUGUCCAAGUACAUCCGCUGGAUCCGUGAGGGCAUCCAGAAGCUGGUGCCUGAAGAGCAGAGUGGCAGCAGAGUGAAGAGGCACCACGGCGCCAUCAAGAGGCUGUUUCUGUAAGACGAUCCUCGAUCAACGGAUUUCUCCUUCUUCAUCUAAAAUCUUCAGUGAACGCCACUGAGCAGAGAUCAGCAUCUCUUUGUACCGUCGACCAUUUAACGUUCGAGACGUCUCAACAGUCACGUUAGAGUCCCAAGAAACUUUGAAAAACAUUUGAUCAUUUACCGAAAAAUCUUAAAGCUGCGUUGACUCAUUUUUGUGGCCACCUGGGGGCAGCAGAACAAAGUGUAGUAGCUCAUAUGGCAUAUUUUCACGUCACUCUAAAAAGUACAUGUGUCUGACGUGUUAGCAAACAGUUUGCAUAUCUAGCAGUCAUGUGACAGCAUCUGUGAUCAGUUGUGGUAUAAAAGCAAAACGUCUGAACUUUAACGAUCUGAGCGAGUUUGAUUGAACAAUUUCUGAUUUGUAUUAUUGACAAAAUGUGUCUGAGAAGUUCGGAGCAGAAAUAAGUGAAAAUAAGAAUUCAUGUGUUUUUUAGAAGCAAAUAAAGAAAAUUCCAACAUGAAGUUUCUGUUUGAUUUGAAAUGUAUCUGACAUUCGUACUUUUAACAACUGUUGUAUUUCUUCAUUAAAUUCU
Paralichthys olivaceus (Japanese flounder) is the source of this 2203-nucleotide messenger RNA. It is a transcript of the gene f10, whose product is annotated as coagulation factor X. Gene Ontology annotation, molecular function: calcium ion binding; serine-type endopeptidase activity. Gene Ontology annotation, biological process: proteolysis; blood coagulation. NCBI's taxonomy places the organism in Eukaryota, Metazoa, Chordata, Actinopteri, Pleuronectiformes, Paralichthyidae. The record is from RefSeq and is a predicted model, not a curated record. Gene Ontology annotation, cellular component: extracellular region.